Messenger RNA from Eimeria mitis, 1470 nucleotides. Its product is annotated as Microfibrillar-associated protein 1, putative. Gene Ontology annotation, cellular component: U2-type spliceosomal complex. Bases 1 to 1470 code for a protein of 489 amino acids. The record is from RefSeq and is a predicted model, not a curated record. The transcript is spliced from 9 exons. NCBI's taxonomy places the organism in Eukaryota, Apicomplexa, Conoidasida, Eucoccidiorida, Eimeriidae. Gene Ontology annotation, biological process: mRNA splicing, via spliceosome. Gene Ontology annotation, molecular function: RNA binding.
AUGUCAGCUGCUGACGUGCACAGUAUUUUGUAUCGCGGUGAAGAUCCGCUUAAAAAGAAAUUUGUGCCGAAAAAUGAACAAAAAAAAGUCGUUAAUAGACUGUGGCCAGGCAAAGCGCCAGAGUGGGCUGGGGCCCACUCUGGCUCUGACUCUGAGGGGGGCGAUGAAGGCUCCGAUAAAGAGAUGGUGGCGGUGAAGCAGCUGCGUAUGAGUAGCGUGCUAGCAGCAGAUAGAAGAUUACACAGACUUGCUGCUGCUGCUACUGCUGCUGCUGCUGCUGCUAAUGCUGCUGCUGCUGGUACACAUACAGAAAGAAGACGCAGAGAAGCUUUCGUUAUACAAUCCGAAAAAGAGCGCCGGAGGGUAGAGAAGGGCAUAGAAGACUCUGACGAUGAGAGAGAAGAAGAAGAAGAAGAAGAGGAAGCAGCAGCAGCAGCAGCAGCAGCAGGAGAUGCAGCAGCAGCAGCAGCAGCAGCAGGAGGGGUUCUUGAUAGAGAAGAGCUGCGUGCAGCAGUAUUAGCAAAGAGAAAGAAAGAAGAGAAGCUGCUGCAGCAGCAGCAGCAGCAGCAGCAGCAGCAAGAAGAGGAAGAAGAAGAAACAGAAGAAUCAGAGUAUAGUGAUCUAUCUGCUGAUGAAGAGCAGCAAACUAAUCUUAUUCUACAUAAACCGACGUUCGUUCCUAAGGCGAACCGAACGACGAUAUUUGAGAGAGAGGCGCAGCAGCGGAAGGAGCAGCAGCAGCAGCAGCAGCAGCAGCAGCUGCAGCAAGACCGCAAGCUAGAGACAAAACAAAUGGUUUAUGCUGUAUUAGCCAGAGAAGAUGAAGCAGCAGCAGAUGCACCCGUCGUUCCUGUUGAAGCACAAAAGCAGCAGCAGCAGCAGCAGCAGCAGCAGCAGCAGCAGCAGCUCAGCGAUGGGGAGACAGAUAUGCCGGAUGAUACAGAUGGUAUCGACCCUGCUCAAGAGUAUGAAGACUGGAAGCUGCGUGAGUUGGAGCGGAUAAGAAGAGACAAAGAAGCAGACAUGGAGAGAGAGAAAUUCUUGGAGGCGGUUGAGAGGAGGAGACAAAUGACAGAAGAAGAAAGAAGAGAAGACGAUAAAGAAUUAGAUAAAAUGCAACCAAAAAGAGAAAUCAGACACAAAUAUAACUUCAUGCAAAAAUACUAUCACAGGGGUGCUUUCUUCCAAGACUUGGCGCGCAGUGGAGAAGAACCAAUUUACCUCCGCGACUUCAACGCACCCGUUGGUGAAGACGCAGUGGACAAGAAAGCAUUGCCGAAGAUAUUGCAGCUGCGGCGAGGAGAGCUGGCGAGAGGAGGCCGCACAAAACACACACAUUUGGUGGAUGUGGAUACUUCAGAUUUAUCUCAUCCAUGGGCGCAGGCAACACGAGACCUUCAGGGGUACAAACUCCUCAAGAAAGCUGCAGAGUGCAUGCAGUAUUCAGAUUCUUGCGAGUAUCAUGCAUGA